Cladophialophora immunda is the source of this 2674-nucleotide messenger RNA. RefSeq lists its product as uncharacterized. The record is from RefSeq and is a predicted model, not a curated record. Gene Ontology annotation, biological process: protein sumoylation. Gene Ontology annotation, molecular function: SUMO activating enzyme activity. Gene Ontology annotation, cellular component: SUMO activating enzyme complex; cytoplasm. Bases 312 to 2204 code for a protein of 630 amino acids. NCBI's taxonomy places the organism in Eukaryota, Fungi, Ascomycota, Eurotiomycetes, Chaetothyriales, Herpotrichiellaceae. The transcript is spliced from 2 exons.
GUUGCUUGCGCCUGCGGCCUGCAGCGCUGCGGGCUUCAAAUGUUGCCCAUCCUGGAGUGAUCAACUCAUCUCUUACAUCCAUCUCCUCCUCCUAGCAAUACAAUUGCUUUGUUACUGGGCUGCCCUACUGGCGUCAAUGAGCGUUCAAUUUCACGUCACUUCGAUUUCUUUCUUCCCUUUCAGCCUUGUCUUCACUCUAGUGUCAUAGUCCCUGCCUCAUGGUUGCUCCUCAUCAAAACCGCUUCGUUCUCUAAGCAGGUCACUCUCCUGCGUCCCCACUCUCAAUCCCAACCACUCUGCAACCCAGCGCAAUGCCUCGCGACAGGUAUGCCCGCCAGUCUCUGGGUGCAACCCAGCGACUCGUGAAAGAGUCCCGCGUCCUCCUAGUCGGUGCCGGCGGUAUCGGCUGCGAGCUGCUCAAGAACCUCGUCCUCACUGGCUUCGGCGAAAUUCACGUCAUAGACCUUGACACGAUCGACCUCAGCAACUUGAACCGCCAGUUUCUCUUCCGACACGAACACAUCAAGAAGCCCAAAGCACUGGUCGCAAAGGAUGUGGCUCAGAAAUUCAACCCGAAUGUCAAACUGUUCGCUUACCAUGCCAAUAUCAAAGAUAGACAAUUCAACUUGGAGUGGUUUUCGGGCUUCAAUAUCGUCUUCAAUGCGCUUGACAAUAUGGACGCCAGACGGCAUGUCAACAAGAUGUGCUUGGCUGUCGAUGUGCCCUUGGUCGAAUCCGGCACCACAGGCUUCAGAGGCCAAGUGCAGGUCAUUAAGAAGGGCGAGACUGCUUGCUACGACUGCACUCCUAAGACUACUCCGAUUUCCUAUCCUGUCUGCACAAUCCGAUCCACUCCGAGUCAACCGAUCCACUGCAUAGUAUGGGCUAAGAGUUAUCUCCUCCCGGAACUAUUCGGCGUGAGCGAAGACGAGGCAGCUGAACUGGAUUCUUCAGAAGAUACGGAUAAUGCUGAAGAAAUCAAGAAGUUAAAAGAGGAGGCACAGGCCCUGAAGAAAAUCCGAGCCUCCAUGGGUUCAAACGACUUCGCAAAGCAGGUAUUCGACAAGGUAUUCAAAGAGGAUAUCGAGAGACUGGCGAAGAUGGAGGAUAUGUGGAAAGACAAGAAACCUCCAGAACCGCUUUCUUAUGAUGAACUUGAGCAACAAGCAACUAUGGUCGACUCGGGAGUAGCUCGAAAUGGCCAGGGAACAUGGUCCGUUGUCGAGAAUUUCGUCGUCUUCAAGGACAGUCUAGAUCGUUUAGUGAAACGGUUAUCACAGGAACAAGCGGCUGCGUCGAAGUCAGGGGAACUGCAGCCCUCGAUCUCUUUCGACAAAGACGACGAUGAUACGAUGGACUUUGUUACCGCAGCAGGUAAUCUACGAGCGAUAAUUUUCGGCAUCGAACCCAAGUCGAAAUUCGACAUCAAGCAGAUGGCAGGCAACAUCAUUCCCGCAAUCGCCACCACAAAUGCGAUGAUUGCCGGCCUUUGCGUACUGCAGGCAUUCAAAGUAUUCAAAGGCGAUUAUGCUCGGACUAGAUGGCUCUGGCUGGGGAUCGGUUCACUGCGCACUGACCAGUUGGAUUUACCCAACCCAGAGUGUCCUGUUUGCAGCGUUGCUAUGGCAAGAGUGCAAGUUGAUGUUGAAAGAGCCACGCUAGCAGAUUUGGUACAAGAUAUUUUGCGGACGAGACUGGGCUAUGGAGAAGAAGUGACAGUCAUGACUGAGGCCGGCGUGGUAUAUGAUCCAGACCUCGAGGACAAUUUGGAGAAAAAGCUUUCAGAUCUGAACAUUGGUGACGCAAGUUUCCUUCUCAUCAAAGAUGAGGAUGAUGAUCCCCGAGUCGACCUCCAAAUAGCCAUCGAAGCGAAGAAAGCAGCGGACGAAACCAAAGUGGUUCUCCUUGAGAAGGAAGGCGAAAAAUUAGAGAUUCCCCGGAAACCGAAGAAGCAAUCGGCCCCCGACGGUGGGCACGCCGAAGACGACGACGCGAAUGGCAUAAUUGUUACGAACGGCACAUCAAGCUCCACAACGCUUCCAAGCGGCAAGCGGAAGCGGCCUUUGGAUGAUGAAGGAGACGAGAGUGCUACACCGGCAAAGAAAUUGCAAGUCCCGUCUUCGGAGGUUGUGAAGAAUCUGGAUAUGCAGGCAAUUGUCAUUGACGACGACGACGGGGCGCUUGUGAUCGCAGAUGAUGAAUAGAUCGGUCCAGAAUUGUGGAUGGCUGCAUAAGCGCCAUGGGCGAUUUAUGUUGGACAGAGAUCCGGAAGACUUGGGAGGCCAUGUCGACGGUCAUUGAAAACAAUGCUUGGGUGGCUUAUGAAUGGCAGUGGAACGACAUGUGCCUGGACCCAGAUCUGAUGCAUCCUUCUUACUGCACACAGAAGACGAGCUUUUCACAGCACUUUACUCCUGUACUUUAGACUCGAGGACACACCUGUCGCUCGCAUUAUGAGAGGAAGCCGACGGGCUUGACGGAUCUCAACAUGAGCUUUUUGGAAAUCGAGCUCUUUUUUGGGAAGAGCUGACUUGCUAUUGCAACGAAUUAAGGAAGGGCGUGACCUGCCUUACGAGAGUUAAUUCAAUAGCAGAGACAUGAAUGAGAAGGAACAAGCGAAGAUAUGAAGAUAGACAGAUGUAGGCCACAGCCUGUGAUGGUAGACUGGAGUCUC